AUGGAGCUCCGUCGCCGUUCCCACGACGGCACCUCCUCCUCCUCCUCAUCCUCUACCACCGACAACACACAAUCCCCAUCUCCAGCGGUCAAAGCUUCUGACGCCCUCCCCCUCCCGCUCCACCUCACGAACGUGGUCUUCUUCACUCUCUUCUUCUCCCUCGCUUACUACCUCCUUCACCGCUGGCGCGAUAAGAUGCGCUCAUCCUCCCCACUCCACUUACUCACCCUCUCCGACAUCGCCGCCAUCUUCGCCCUCGUCGCUUCCUUCAUCUACCUCCUCGGCUUCUUUGGCAUCGACUUCGUCCAAUCCUUCAUAGCUGCUCGCCCAUCCGACAUUGACCUCCCCGAACCCUCUUCCUCCUCUCCAUUCCCCAAAUCAACCCAACCGGACCCCUUGGUUCCCUCAAUUUCCUCCGACGAUGACGCUGACAUCGUCGAUUCGGUUCUCGCCGGCACCGUCCCCUCUUACUCACUUGAGUCCCGCCUGGGGGACUGCCGCCGUGCCGCGGCGAUCCGUCGGGAGGCACUGCAGAGGAUGACCGGGAGGUCCCUCCAGGGGUUGCCGUUGGAAGGGUUCGAUUAUGAAUUGAUUUUGGGACAGUGCUGCGAAAUGCCGGUGGGGUAUGUGCAGGUUCCGGUGGGGGUGGCGGGGCCGCUGCUUCUGGACGGAGUGGAAUACACGGUGCCGAUGGCGACAACGGAGGGGUGUUUGGUGGCAAGCACCAAUAGAGGGUGUAAGGCUAUAUAUGCAUCUGGUGGGGCCCACAGCGUUGUGCUGAGGGAUGGGAUGAGUAGGGCGCCUGUCGUCAGAUUCGCGUCGGCCAACAGGGCUGCCGAGCUCAAGAUCUUCUUGGAGGAUCCUCUCAAUUUUGAUACGUUGGCUGUCGUUUUCAACAGGUCGAGUAGAUUUGCCAGGCUUCAACGUAUUCAUUGUUCUAUUGCCGGGAAGAAUGUUUAUGCGAGAUUUACCUGUAGCACUGGUGAUGCCAUGGGGAUGAACAUGGUUUCCAAAGGGGUGCAGAAUGUCCUUGAUUACCUUCAAAAUGACUUCCCUGACAUGGAUAUUAUCGGCAUCUCUGGAAAUUACUGUUCGGACAAGAAACCCGCUGCAGUAAAUUGGAUUGAGGGACGUGGGAAGUCAGUUGUUUGUGAAGCAAUUAUCAAAGAAGAUGUGGUGAAGAAGGUAUUGAAGACCAAUGUAGCUGCCUUGGUGGAGCUUAAUAUGCUCAAAAACCUUGCUGGCUCUGCUGUUGCUGGUUCUCUUGGUGGAUAUAAUGCCCAUGCCAGCAACAUUGUUUCUGCUGUUUUUAUAGCCACUGGUCAAGAUCCAGCACAAAAUGUUGAGAGUUCCCAUUGCAUAACCAUGAUGGAAGCCGUAAAUGAUGGGAGAGACCUUCAUAUCUCAGUGACUAUGCCUUCCAUUGAGGUAGGUACAGUCGGGGGUGGGACUCAACUUGCAUCUCAGUCAGCUUGCUUGAAUCUGCUUGGCGUGAAGGGUGCGAGCAAGGAUUCACAAGGAUCAAACUCAAGACUCUUGGCCACCAUUGUUGCUGGAUCCGUUCUAGCAGGGGAGCUGUCUCUGUUGUCUGCUAUCGCUGCAGGGCAGUUAGUCAAGAGCCACAUGAAAUACAACAGAUCAUGCAAAGAUAUAUCUCAAGUGUCAUCCUGAGGAGGAGUACGUGGUUCCCAGUCGUUACUUGUAAUGCCACUUGAUGAGAGGAAAAUGGAAGACUUCGUAUUGUUUUGGCACCCAUGUGAAGGUUAUUUGGUUUGUAACGCUGUCGGUGAAUGUGAAGUUAUUAAUUCUUUGGUGGAAAGCAGAGCUCUUUCUGUUUUGGUGAGACCUCUCUGGACCAUUCACUGUGCAAGUUUGAUAGCUUAUUUGGAGACUCAGAUGGAUCUUAACACUA
Molecule: messenger RNA, 1912 nt
Organism: Gastrolobium bilobum
Lineage: Eukaryota; Viridiplantae; Streptophyta; Magnoliopsida; Fabales; Fabaceae
Product: 3-hydroxy-3-methylglutaryl coenzyme A reductase 1-like
Exons: 4
Coding region: 1-1671 (556 amino acids)
Biological process (GO): sterol biosynthetic process; isoprenoid biosynthetic process; coenzyme A metabolic process
Cellular component (GO): peroxisomal membrane; endoplasmic reticulum membrane
Molecular function (GO): hydroxymethylglutaryl-CoA reductase (NADPH) activity; protein binding
Source: RefSeq, a predicted model, not a curated record